AUGAAUAAACUAAAUAAAUUAAAAGAAGAAUUAAGCAAAAGUGAAAAUGAUAUAAAAAUGAAGAAAGCAGAAUGUGUAAGAAUAAUGACUGAUUAUGAUAUUGAAUUAAAAUUUCUUAAUGCAAAAAUACAGUAUCAAAUUGGUACAGAUCAAAAUGAAUUACAAAUGUUAAACGAUAAAAUAAGAGAAUACAAAGAACAAAUUAAACAAUUAAACGAACAAAUAAAUAAAUUAAAUGAUAAUGCAUUAUCUCCUUCUUUUAUUCAACUAAAAGAAGAUGAAGCUGAAUUACAUAAAGAAAUAGAAAAAAAAUUUAAAAUAUCUCAAGAAAUUCAAAAUACUAAACAAUGUGUAAUGAAACUUGAAAAUCUUAAAU
This is a messenger RNA of Entamoeba nuttalli P19, 376 nucleotides long. RefSeq names its product viral a-type inclusion protein repeat-containing protein, putative. Lineage: Eukaryota; Evosea; Mastigamoebida; Endamoebidae. The annotation marks the transcript as partial. The record is from RefSeq and is a predicted model, not a curated record. The transcript has 2 exons.